GGAACCCGAAUAUACAUCAGGAGCACCGCUAAACUCAAGCAAUGGCUUCAGGGUUGUGCUCAUCUCUCAUACUCUUGGUCAUAAUAUGUCUUCAAAGUCCACCAGGGUUCAAUGCCUUCCCGCAAAUGUCUCUUUCCAACCUCUUCACAAACGCUGUCAUCCGAGCUCAGCACCUUCACCAGAUGGUUGCAGACACCUACAGAGACUAUGAAAAAACAUAUGUACCCGAAGAUCAGAGAUUUUCAAACAAGCACUCAUACUCAGUGUAUUGCUACUCAGAAACCAUCCCGGCACCAACAGACAAGGACAAUACUCACCAGAAAUCAGAUAUGGACCUCCUCCGCUUCGCGCUCACGCUCAUGCAGUCAUGGAUGACCCCAGUCCAAAUCCUCAACAGAGUCUUCGCAAACAACCAGGUGUUCGGGAAUAUUGACAGAGUCUACGACAGACUGAGGGACCUCGAGGAAGGAGUACACAUUCUCAUAAGAGAGCUGGAUGAUGGAAACGUCCGUAACUAUGGUCUGCUGACUUUCACAUAUGAUAAGUUUGAUGUCAACCUGCGCAGCGAAGAAGGCCGCGCAAAGAAUUACGGUCUUCUGUCCUGCUUCAAGAAAGACAUGCAUAAAGUAGAGACCUACCUGAAGGUCAUGAAGUGCCGGAGAUUUGUGGAGAGCAACUGCACCUUUUAACUAACAAUCAGGAAAUUGAAAUAUUCUCCAUAGUCCCCCCCCCAUCUCCCUACCUCUUGCAGACACGUGCUGCAAUUUUAUAUCUUCAGGAGGUAGGGAAUCUAAUAAUAUUAUAUACAUUCCUGACCAAUGCACAGUUUUUGCAGAUGUAAUUUUGCUUUGUGCUUUUCAUGUCUUUGUACGUUCUUACAAAAAACAAACCCAUCAAUAAAAUAUAGAAGGCAUUUACACGA
Molecule: messenger RNA, 922 nt
Organism: Nanorana parkeri
Lineage: Eukaryota; Metazoa; Chordata; Amphibia; Anura; Dicroglossidae
Product: somatotropin
Exons: 5
Coding region: 42-689 (215 amino acids)
Biological process (GO): response to nutrient levels; animal organ development; positive regulation of tyrosine phosphorylation of STAT protein
Cellular component (GO): extracellular region
Molecular function (GO): hormone activity; growth hormone receptor binding
Source: RefSeq, a predicted model, not a curated record